Penicillium mononematosum is the source of this 1653-nucleotide messenger RNA. RefSeq lists its product as uncharacterized. The transcript is spliced from 3 exons. The record is from RefSeq and is a predicted model, not a curated record. Lineage: Eukaryota; Fungi; Ascomycota; Eurotiomycetes; Eurotiales; Aspergillaceae. Bases 1 to 1653 code for a protein of 550 amino acids.
AUGGCGACACUACCUGCACUCGCGCCAUCUGCUUCACGUGGCUCUAAGCAUGAGCUCUCAUAUGCAUCUCCUCUGGUCAUCCAAAUGCGUGGAGAGCUACCGGACAGAGAAUCUCUCGAGAGACAUGACGGUAAGCGCCGAAGUGGGGAUUUCAACGAUGAGGAAGGCAAACUUGGGGAUGAUGGACGCAAGCGUCGCUCUUGGGGAAGUAGCGACGAUGAAGGCCGAUUGACCCAUGACAACCUACACAAUGAGGAUCUUCGCGUCGGGGGGCCAUAUUUGUGCUCCCUUCCUACAGCGAACAUACCCGUCCCCAUAAAUCAUGUUAAAUUCCGGUCGACGUGUCUCGAAACGGAUGAAGGUUGGGAACUUGGGCAGAAAAUCCUCAACAUCAUCGACAAGUACCAUAUCAACCAACACGGUGUCAGUCUUAGGUUUUCUUUCUUCGGUAGGCAGUCUAUUAUCGACCCCGAGCCACAGCCCUGCUUGACUCUUUACAUCCCGGCAAAGAGAGGGACAGUGGACGACACUUGUCUCCAAUGCGUAAGAGAGCUACGAGGUCUCUUGAUUAGCAAUAACCUUGCUUCUUGCUCGGUAGAAAUUGUAGACCCCAUAGUUUUCACGCCGAUGAAUACCUACCCUGUUCUCCAAAAAGACAAAGUAUUCUGGGAAUGGGAGCCUCUCCUGAAGGAACUUUUAGUUCGAUUGGACCUAACUUCAAUUCGAUUCAUUGGAUGCUUCCGACGUGGCAGAGGCCCCACGCUCCUGGAUUGUUCACCAACCCUGUUAAUACUGGUCGAUCGCAGCCAAGACUGGACUGAAACCCGGGAGAAAGUGGUUUCUAUUCUGAAGAAGCGGCGUCUCCAAAUGCUGGCUGUUGAAAUUGUUAUGGAUAGGCCGGUGUAUCAGGCGGGCCGCAAAGGGAUCAGCACUGGCCUUCUCGAAGGACUUCUGAAGAAUGAUGGCCGAACCAUGGCAACCGAGUCCAUUGCUUCAUCUCGAAACCAUGACAGUAGUGGCACUCUGGGGUGUUUCCUGAAUCUCAAACACCCAUCCUCUGAUGAGUGGAGGACCUUUGCUUUGACUUGCUGGCAUGUGGUGGUCCCCCCUUUCGCUGGUCUCUCCCAACGGGAUAAAGAGCUAAUCGAGAACUGGAACAAAAAUGGUAUCCAACCAACCCCAACCAUCGCCAACACGGAUAUUAACCGCCUGCUUGGCGUCGAUCACCCAACUCGACUUGCUUACAGAGAAGGCGUAUCGAUGAUGGAGGAGGUAAUUGAAGAAACUGAAGCCGAGGAGCAGUAUCGGAUGUGGCAACAACUUGAACGAGAUGAUGCACUCGACAUGCUCAGUAGCAACCAUCGCCGGGGCUAUGAAAAGAUCAAGUCUGAUAUCAACCAGCAAAAAGACGAGCUUCAGACCCUCCAUGAUCGUUUUAAAAAUGGCCAUCAACUGCUUGGACACGUUUUUUCUGCCUCUGGUUUCAAGCGGAAGAACUUUGGCCUUGGAAAAGAUGGUGAAAAUUAUUCUACCAAUCUUGACUGGGCCCUUGUUCACUUAAUUCCUGCUCGCCAGCCAUCCAACGAGUUCUUCGACCAAAUAACCCGUGGUAUCCCCGAGAGUUUCGCCCGCGUUCGAUUCUACAAAGCCUAG